UCAAAUAUCCUAUAAAUAGUAGCAGAGCGUUACAGCCAGAGAGCCCAUACCCCAUAUCAUAACCCCUUUAAUCUCCUCCGAACCCAGCUUUUGCCAAUCAUUUUCUUCUUCCCAACUUCUCAAAAGCUUCAAAGCUCCAAACUUUUGCUCUGUCCAGAAUGGGAAGUACCGGCGAAACUAAGUAUGGUGCGUACACCUAUGAGAACCUCGAGAGGGAGCCUUAUUGGCCUUCUGAAAAGCUCCGAAUUUCCAUUACUGGGGCAGGUGGUUUUAUCGCCUCCCACAUUGCUCGGAGAUUGAAGAAUGAGGGUCAUUACAUUAUUGCUUCUGAUUGGAAGAAGAAUGAGCACAUGACUGAAGACAUGUUCUGCCAUGAAUUCCAUCUUGCCGACCUCAGGGUCAUGGAUAAUUGCUUGAAGGUUACGAAGAAUGUUGACCAUGUGUUCAACCUCGCAGCUGAUAUGGGCGGAAUGGGCUUCAUUCAGUCCAACCAUUCUGUCAUAUUUUAUAACAAUACCAUGAUUAGUUUCAAUAUGGUCGAAGCUUCUAGGAUCAAUGACGUGAAGAGGUUUUUCUAUGCUUCUAGUGCUUGUAUUUACCCUGAGUUUAAGCAGCUGGAAACCAAUGUCAGCUUGAAGGAGUCUGAUGCCUGGCCUGCAGAGCCUCAAGAUGCUUAUGGCCUGGAGAAGCUUGCAACUGAGGAAUUGUGCAAGCACUACACCAAAGACUUUGGAAUCGAAUGCCGUAUUGGAAGGUUCCACAACAUUUAUGGCCCUUUUGGAACCUGGAAAGGUGGAAGGGAGAAGGCUCCUGCUGCGUUUUGCAGAAAGACUCUCACUGCCACUGAUAAGUUUGAGAUGUGGGGAGAUGGACUUCAGACCCGAUCCUUCACUUUUAUUGAUGAAUGUGUAGAAGGUGUACUUCGGUUGACGAAGUCAGACUUCCGCGAGCCAGUGAAUAUUGGAAGUGAUGAGAUGGUUAGCAUGAAUGAGAUGGCUGAGAUCGUUCUUAGCUUUGAGGACAAGAAGCUGCCUAUCCAACACAUUCCUGGGCCAGAGGGUGUCCGUGGUCGUAACUCAGACAACACACUGAUCAAAGAGAAACUUGGUUGGGCUCCUACCAUGAGGUUGAAGGAUGGUCUGAGAAUUACAUACUUCUGGAUCAAGGAACAGAUUGAGAAAGAGAAGGCACAAGGCGCUGACCUCUCGGUGUAUGGCUCAUCUAAGGUUGUGGGAACCCAAGCCCCAGUUCAACUUGGUUCGCUGCGUGCUGCUGAUGGCAAAGAAUGAAGGGUCCUACAAAACUGCACCGGAAAAUAUAGUAUUCAUUAGUUCUGGUUAUGAUAGCAGGGCACAUUCCAUGUGCGUGGACAAUAAGGAGGGAAGCUUUUAUUCCGCUCCCGUUGAAUAUCUAGCUUGUUAGUUAAAUCUGCCACCUUAGGAUUGCCUUUGUAUUUUGUUUCCCUAUCUUUAGCAUUAUUCAGUUUAUGAGUUCAGUUGAUUCUGUUAAGAUUUUUUUUCGGGUUCAAAUUUCAGUAUCGACCUGUCCCGAAUGUUGAGACCGGCUGUUUUCAACCCGCGGGCAAUCGGAGAUAUGCUUGUCUGA
Molecule: messenger RNA, 1605 nt
Organism: Pyrus x bretschneideri (Chinese white pear)
Lineage: Eukaryota; Viridiplantae; Streptophyta; Magnoliopsida; Rosales; Rosaceae
Product: GDP-mannose 3,5-epimerase 2
Exons: 7
Coding region: 159-1289 (376 amino acids)
Molecular function (GO): GDP-mannose 3,5-epimerase activity; NAD binding
Source: RefSeq, a predicted model, not a curated record